GGACAAGAAAGAAGGAAUAGCAUGCAGUCUGUCCUGGAUUUGGAUAUAUGCAAUAAUUUGUAUGCAUCUUCCAUUGUCCAGGAAUUCAUGUUACUUAAAAGAACUCUCAAGGUACUCCAUUAUUUGGAGUACGAGAUGAAUUCUUAUCCCUACCCUUGGAGUUUGAUUGCUGUCUCUACAGAAAUUUCAGUGGUUUGGUUUGGUUUGCUUUUUGAUCCAAGCAUAUAUUUUCAUGUGGAAUUGAUGCCUGGAAAAGAGGGUAUUGAUUUACUCCUUUGCACUGAUAAAUAAAAGCGAAGAUUUUUUUGCAAGCUGCCUUUCUCAUCUGAAGGUCCAGAAACCUAAAAUUCUGGUGGGAAGUAGCAGAAUGGGGUGGUUGCAAUUCUUUGUGUUAAUGAUGCCUAAAAAUAGAAGUGCUGUUGUUCAUAAGCUUCUUGUAUAUCCAGACUUGCAACAGUCUGUCCUCUUUUUUAGCAAAGUAGUUUCAGAAAUUUCUUGUCUGGUAUCUGGUUUGCCCCACAACCUAUUGAGACAGCGUAUAUUCUUCUAAAAGCCCUCAGCAUCAGCAUGAGAUUCAUUUUUUUUAAAGGAGACACCCCUAUGUACAUUUUCUAAACAGGUCAAGCAAAGCCCUCUAACUCCAUCCGGCCAAGGCUUGUCAACCUUGCCUUGGUUUCCGUUGGACGUCUAGUUUCUCGUUGGAAAACUAGUCAAAGCGUUGAGUGAAGUGCCCUCAGAGGUCUCAUUUGCAGAGGGUCUUGUGGGAUGGGGGAAAGGGGUGGAUUGGUUGGGAGAGCCAUUUAAGGGAAGCCUCCCACUCUUCCAGGUUCACUCCAGUCACAGCUCGUUUUCUGCUGUAAAAUGCUGGAUGUGGAUUGGGGGAAUUUUCUCUGUAGUGGAGCCAAUGACAGAAGCUGUUCUUUAGAAUUUCCAGGAUGGCUGUAUUCUGCGAUCAGAAUGAGACAGUCAAGCUGGGCAGAAUCCAACGCCAAGAUGAAAGGUAAGGUGACGUUUAUUUGUGGGAAUGUUUACGACAGCCAGGCAGCUAAGGACAGCUACUACCAUUAAUAGUUUCAGGAAUAAUUUCCUACGCUUCUGCUAGUCUUGGGUAGCUGUAUGUUUUUAAAUGGAAACUAUAUGCUGGUGUUCUCGUCAUGAUUUUAACCAAAACGAUGUUUUAAGAUUGCAUAUAUUGUCUCUCUUCCCCUUUUAAUCUUUCUACAAGUACUUUCUUUACAUCUAUCACCAAAAAACCUAAGCCACUUUGUUGUUCUUCCCUGGAAUUGCUGGUUCUGUGUGCAAAAGCCCCCUUACUCUCUAGUUAUUACGGUAGAAGAGAGUUCCUGCCGAUGUUGCAUAUAUUACCCCCGGGGCCGUUUCCUCCUGUAUGGCGUUGGUUUGUGAGAAAAUGUUGGCAGCCCUUGUCAGCCUCUUGGGUCAUAGCUUAUGAACGUAGAGCACAGAAUGGUUAUUCGCUCUGCCAGUGACUUAAUUUCAGUUGAUGGAUUGGAUCCUAGAAAAGAAGCCAACAAUCUUGUUGCUAAACAGUGCGAACCAGCCAAUAGCCAGUUGUGUCUCGGAUGCAGAGAAAGUAAAACCAAGCCCAUGGAGGAGCAAGCUGGCGUAGUGUGACCUUGGAGUGUGAGCUCUUGUACUGUGAUCAGAGAUUUGUGUGAGGUUCUUCUUUUGCUUGUUUUGUUUUGUCUUUUUUUGGAUCACUUUGGGCACAUGAUGGACAUCUGGCUGUUAACAUGUGCACGUGGAAACUCAGGGGAGGAAUCAUACCGCCGAAUGAGUUCUCAGUUGGGAAUUCAGAAUCAACUGCCUCAGGACUUACCUCACGGGCCUUGCCUUCACUUUUUAACUUGUCUCUUGAUCCUGGGCCUUUGCAGUUCUGCUCGUUGCUUGAGAGCUUUGAUUUUCCACCCGUUCUUGCCCAGAACUGUGAUUUGCAAAGCCAGUUUUAGUUGUGGGGACUUCCUGCAGACUCUGAAAAUCUGCCCCAAGCAUCUCCAUCCUUUCACAUUUUUUGUGGUGGGCAACAGUACUUCUUGCCUUUGAUUAAAGAACCUUAAGCUCCAGGAUUUCUAGGUGUCCUUGUUGGAAAUGCCCAGCUGGAAAAUCUUCCGUUUAGCAAAGCUGUAUUAAACCAAAAAGGGAGCACAUCUGGCCGCGGAAGCCUUCCCGAUUAGCCACAAAUGUUUCUCUCCUCUCUGGACUUUGUGAACAAAUACUGAUCCUGCUUUUUCUUGUAAUAUUUAAUUUUUGUGUCUUUGCGAAAUGUGAGCUCGAUUUUGUGUUGGAAGCUAGAGUUGGAUUCAGGCCUUGUGUAACGUUUUGUUGUGCAUGCCGAUUGUACGUUUUCCACCGUACCUUUCUUUUCUUUUGUACAGUGUUUGUGACAUGCUCCUUCUCACUUUCAUAAGAUGCUACUGUUUUUGCAAAUAAAAAGUUUCCUGCUUCCCAUUUAUUAGUACUUAAUCUUGCUCCUGAACCUGAGUUGUAAUACUGCACUGUCCCUUUGGCCAAUGCACGUGAGUGGGGGAUUUGUGGCUUGGGGGCUGUUUUUCUCUUUUUGCAGGUGGUGUUUUGAAAUGUGAUUCCUGAGGUAAAAUUGUUUUUGUCUUUAAAAGGAGGGAGGCCAGGGGGGUGAGGGUUGAGGGCUGGUUUUUGUUUUUUGUUUUUAAUUGGUAUCGCCUGAUUUGAUUUUUUGUUUUUUUUCUUUUUCUGCUUGUCCUUUUCUUUACUUUUAAACUGCUGAUGUUUAUUUUCAGGAAUGUUUUGCAAAAUGUCCUUCUCACACUCUUCCCCAGUUCAACUGCAUUUGUGGUGAAACAUCUCCUUGAAUACACUCAGCAAACGGAGCCCAACCUACAGUACAGCCUGUUGUUAAUUUUGGGCCUCUUAAUGACGGAAAUAGUGCGUUCCUGGUCUUUGGCUUUAACUUGGGCUUUAAACUAUCGCACUGGGGUCAGGCUACGUGGAGCUAUCCUUACGAUGGCUUUCAAGAAGAUACUCAGAUUGAAAAAUAUCAAGGAGAAAUCUUUGGGCGAGCUGAUAAAUGUAUGCUCCAAUGAUGGCCAGCGAAUGUUUGAAGCUGCGGCUGUGGGUAGCUUAUUGGCUGGAGGUCCUAUUGUUGCCAUUCUUGGCAUGGUUUACAAUGUUGUUGUUCUUGGACCGACCGGCUUCUUGGGUUCAGCUGUUUUCAUCCUCUUCUACCCAGCAAUGAUGUUUGCAUCACGUUUUACAGCUUAUUUCAGAAGGAAAUGUGUGUCUGCAACUGAUGAGCGUGUCCAGAAAAUGAAUGAAGUGCUUAACUAUAUUAAAUUCAUCAAAAUGUAUGCUUGGGUGAAAGCCUUCUCUCAGACUGUUCAAAAAAUCAGAGAGGAAGAACGCAAAAUUCUGGAGCGUGCAGGAUACUUCCAGAGUAUCACUGUAGGAGUGGCACCCAUCGUUGUUGUUAUAGCUAGUGUGGUGACCUUCUCUGUUCAUAUGAUCCUCGGCUAUGAUCUCACAGCAGCUCAGGCUUUUACAGUGGUGACAGUAUUCAAUUCCAUGACCUUUGCUUUGAAAGUCACUCCGUUUUCUGUGAAGUCCUUGUCUGAAGCAUCUGUUGCAGCUGAUAGAUUUAAAAGUUUGUUUCUAAUGGAAGAGGUUCAUAUGGUAAAGAAAAAACCAGCCAGUCCUCACGCAGCCAUAGAGAUGAAAAAUGCCACCUUAGCCUGGGAAUCCUCCCAUGCUAGUGUCCAGAGCUCACCCAAGAUGACCCCUAAAAUGAAAAAAGGCAAGACGGCCACGAGCAGGAAAGAGAAGAUGAAGCUGCAGCAGCAUGAGGGACGGCAGACCAUGUUCACUGAGCAGAAAGGCCAUCUUUUAGUGGAUAGCGAUGACCCCCCAAGCCCCGAGGAGGAGAACCAACGCAUCCAGCUCGUGAACGUCCGGCUGCAGAGGGUUCUUUACAAUAUCGACCUGGAAGUCGAGAAGGGGAAACUUGUUGGGAUAUGUGGCAGCGUGGGGAGUGGGAAAACCUCACUCAUUUCAGCCAUUUUGGGACAGAUGACUUUAUUGGAAGGCAGCAUUUCCGUCGAUGGGACAUUUGCCUAUGUGGCCCAGCAGGCCUGGAUUCUCAAUGCCACACUUAGAGACAACAUCCUUUUUGGAAAGGAGUUUGAGGAAGAAAGGUACAACAUGGUGUUGAAUGAUUGCUGUCUCCGGCCUGAUCUGGCUAUCCUGCCAAACGGGGAUCUGACUGAGAUUGGUGAGCGGGGUGCAAACUUGAGUGGGGGACAGCGCCAGCGGAUCAGCCUUGCCCGUGCACUGUACAGCGACAAGAGCAUUUUCAUCCUUGAUGACCCCCUCAGUGCCUUGGAUGCCCACGUUGGAAACCACAUCUUCAACAGUGCAAUCCGGAAGCACCUAAAGUCCAAAACAGUUAUUUUUAUUACACACCAGCUCCAGUACCUUGUGGAUUGCGAUGAAGUGAUUUUCAUGAAAGAAGGUUGUAUCACAGAGAGAGGAAGCCAUGAAGACUUGAUGAAUCUGAAUGGUGACUAUGCAGCCAUUUUCAAUAGCUUGCAGCUGGGAGAAACACCACACAUUGAGAUUAACUUAAAGAAGAAUGCAAAUAGCUCAUUGAAAAGACACCCGGAGAAAGGCACCAAAACAGGAUCUGUGAAGAAAGAGAAAGUAGUCAAGAAGGAAGAAGUUCAGCUCAUGCAGUUGGAAGAGAAGGGCAAAGGUUCUGUCCCCUGGUCGGUUUAUGGGGUCUACAUCCAAGCAGCUGGAGGCCCAGUUGCCUUUCUGAUCAUCAUGGCACUCUUUAUAUUGAAUGUGGGCAGUACUGCCUUCAGCAACUGGUGGCUGAGCUACUGGAUCAAACAAGGCAGUGGGAACACUACUUUGAUGUUGGGGAAUGAAACCAUGGUGAGCAACAGUAUGAAGGAUAACCCUCAUAUGCGUUACUAUGCUGGCAUUUAUGCACUCUCAAUGGGCAUCAUGCUGAUUCUGAAGGCUGUUCGUGGGGUUGUCUUUGUCAAGGGGACGUUACGAGCCUCAUCCAGGCUGCAUGAUGAGCUCUUCCGGCGGAUUCUUCGUAGCCCAAUGAAAUUUUUUGACACCACACCUACAGGACGGAUUCUCAAUAGAUUCUCCAAAGAUAUGGAUGAAGUUGAUGUCCGCCUGCCAUUUCAAGCUGAAAUGUUCAUACAGAAUGUCAUCCUGGUGUUCUUCUGUGUGGGAAUGAUCUCUGGUGUCUUUCCAUGGUUCCUAAUGGCAGUGGGGCCCCUUGUGGUCCUUUUUACCAUUCUGCAUGUUGUAUCUAGGUAAGAACAACAAUUGUUCUG
Messenger RNA from Python bivittatus (Burmese python), 5342 nucleotides. Lineage: Eukaryota; Metazoa; Chordata; Lepidosauria; Squamata; Pythonidae. The record is from RefSeq and is a predicted model, not a curated record.